This is a messenger RNA of Rhododendron vialii, 1377 nucleotides long. RefSeq lists its product as uncharacterized. NCBI's taxonomy places the organism in Eukaryota, Viridiplantae, Streptophyta, Magnoliopsida, Ericales, Ericaceae. Bases 18 to 1157 code for a protein of 379 amino acids. The transcript has a single exon. The record is from RefSeq and is a predicted model, not a curated record.
UUGUUUGUUUUCAUGGUAUGAGAGCUCCAAACUUGGUGAUUCUGAAACCCUACAACGCUUCCGCAAAACUUAAGCCUAUGUCAAAGAAGAACAAGAGCGAGUCUGAAACUUCACAGCGUGAGGCCACGCUUGAUGUUUCAAAUCCCUACUCCCUACACCACUCGGAUCAUCCGCGUAUGAUACUCGUCUCCAAAUUACUUGAAGGAGACAACUACAGCACAUGGAGCCGUGCUAUGCGAAUCGCCCUGAGUGCUAAGAACAAGAUCUGCUUUGUCACUGGUUCAAUCAAGCCACUUUCCUCAACAGACGCCACUUUUCCUUUAUGGCAGCACUGUAACGACAUGGUCUUGUCAUGGCUCUUGAACUCUAUUCACCCUGACAUAGCAACCAGCGUGAUUUACGCUGAAACAUCAGUAGAGGUCUGGGCAGACCUACAAGAGCGUUUCUCUCAAGGAAACGACUCGAGAAUUUAUCAGAUCAAGCAAGAAAUUGGGGAACACAGACAAGGGCAGCAGUCCAUCUCUGUCUAUUACACUAAAUUGAAAGCUUUGUGGGAUGAACUUUCAUCCUAUCAUCAAAUGGUGAUUUGCACAUGUGGUGGAUUGGAGAACCUCAACAAAAGAGAUGAAAAGGAGAAAGUCAUGCAAUUUCUCAUGGGAUUGAACGAAAAUUAUGGUCCCGUUCGUGGUCAAAUUCUGUUAGUGCAGCCUCUACCCGAUACACGUCGAGUCUAUUCGCUCGUUCUCCAACAAGAAAAGCAGAUUGAAGUCGCUCUCAAUCGCGACUACAUGAACCACCAUGCCAUGCUUGCAGAUCAUAAGUCACAAGCUCCGGCAUAUUCCUUUGCAGAUCAGAACAACAAGACGAUCCAAGCUCAUCAAGUUCAGAAGCAAAAGAAUACGCUGCACUGUUCGUAUUGUGAUCAAGAUUACCACAGCGUCGAACGAUGCUAUUAUCUACAUGGUUUCCCCGUGGGACACAAGCUUCAUGGAAAUAAUGUAAAGCCUCCAAAUCAGCGUCGUUCAAAUGCAAAUCAUGCAAAAUCAGUCAAAGUAACGGAAACCCGAGCUAAACAUCCAUCUUCCAAUGAUGGCCCAAGACUCACAACAGAAGAAUACAACCAAGUCAUGGCCUUGCUUCGGAAAAACAAUAUAUGACGGUAACUCGCCGCAUUUUGCAAAUGCCACAGGUAUUAUUACACCAUCAUCUGAAGUAACACCUCUUGCCUCACACUCAAGUUUAUGUUGGAUUAUUGAUAGUGGAGCCACGGAUCAUGUGACUUCUUCAAUUAAAUUAAUAGACCCAAAGUGUAUGCCUAAGUCGGCUAAUAUUCAGUUACCAGAUGGUGGUCAGACGCCUAUCGAGUCAAUUGGUUCA